AUGGGCAGGAAGGGCAGCCGGCGUCUCCGCUGCCUUUCCUCCUCUCGCCGCCGCCGCCUCCUCCUCGGCAGCCGGCCGCCUCCUCGCCCCAGCUCGCCCCGCCGGCAGGAGCGCGACAGCUCGCGGGCAGGGCGCAGGUGCGAGGCAGGCCCGGCGGGGACGGGCUCGGGGACGAGCGGCCGCGCUGAGGGAGGGCGCCGGCCUCCCCCGCCGUCCUGGGAAGGGGCGGGAGGGCCCCCGGCCGGCUAUGGUAGCCCCCGGCCUUUGAGCGGCGUCGGCCGCGCCCCCUUGCCGAUGGCCGAAGCCUGGAGGUUGGAGGAGGACGAGGAGGAGCUGCGGGAGCUCGGCAGGAGGCACCGCCGGGCCCUGGGCUCGGCAGCAGAUCGCUCUGAAAGAAACAAACCAGACUGCCGCUCUUCGGGCCAAGGACCCUUGUCAUCCAUAAGAGCAGCAAUCAAGAGAUCUUCUCGGACUUCUAGCCACAGUGAGCAGCAGAGGGAUAGAAGGCGUCCUGAAAUUACAAUAGUUGCUGCUGAACCCCUGCGGCCAUCCUCCUGGUUUCCAGGUGCAAGUCCUGUUGCUCCUCAAGGAUUAGGAUUCUCUUCUGCUUCACGUCAUGCUCAGUGGAGGACAAAUGAGCUUAUUCCAGCUGAGCUUCCUCCAUCUUAUGAGCAGGUGAUAAAGGAAAUAAAUCAAGUGCAAGUGAAUACAACAAAUAACAAUAAUGCUGCUGCUCCUAGGCAUACCACUUCUUCUGCAACACAAACUGACUUUCCACAGGAAUUAAUCAGCCGUUUGCCAGGAAGUAAUGAAAAGAGCAGUGUGCCUACACACGGGGAAUCUGCCAGCUAUCCAGUAGGGCCAGGUCUCCUGAAACCUCCUAGGCCUUCUGCACCUCUCUUGAACAGAUCUUCAGAAAAUGAGACUUCCUUAUUAGUUUAUGAAAAUUCUGAAGAUCAAAGGCACCAAGAAAAUCCCAGUGCUGUGAUAUGUCCUGUGCCAAAGCCAAGAUCAAGAAGCAAUCUCAGACCUGUGGUCAAAAAUACUCAAAGUCAGAUAGGAGACAAUGGAGAAGAAGUGAACCAGUCUGACACGAAGAGGCAGCAACUUUCAGUUCAGCAGUCGUCUGUCUUAGAUGAUAGCUUACUAGACAAUCACUUGACAGUGGACAGCAUGAGUACAGGCAAGAGCCAAAGUAGUAUUGUUUCAAGGAUCAAAGUUUUUGAAACCCAAGGAGCUAAUGAUACCUCAGGAUUAUUAAAGAAACCAGAAAUUGCCCCUCGUACAUUCACCACAAGACCUGUACCUGCAAAGAAGCCAGUAGUUGCUCCAAAGCCAGGGGUAGACAGAGUUUCGGGAGAGUGGGAUGCAUGGACAGAAAGCAAACCAAUACCUUCUUCCAGAGAAUUGCAGCUUCAACCUGAAGCAGUAGGGAGUAGUGUUGUAACCAAACCUGAACUGCCAAAGAAACCAAAACCUGGCCUUGAAAAAAGUAGCAGUAGUGAUUUUCUUGAUGCAAAGAGUGGCUCAGUUGCAGAGAACAGCCAUGAACCAAGAAAGUUUCCUGUUCCCGCUCCAAGGCCUCUUAUUCCUAAAAAGUCACAUUCUGCAGAAAAUCCUGCCCUUUCUUUGGUCCCUCUAAAACCUAUCUCUGCUCCACCACGGACUUCUGUAUCUGCCCAGGAGAAGGUUUUCAAGUCUGUGGGGGAAUUGUCACCCACAGAGAACUCUUCAGCACCUGCUUCGCAAAGUAAGCUAGAUCUGGGAGGAGAUCUGAUCAGUUUUGAUGAUGAUGUUUUGCCCCUAAGUCCACCUUGUGCAGUUAAAGACAGCAUCAGUUGUGAAGCAGCAGCAGAUCCAUUCCAGUUCCUUCCCAAAAUCGAACCGGCAAAGGAGCAGGCGGCUCAACCAGCUGUAGCACGGAAACCCACUGUUAUCCGAAUCCCAGCUAAACCUGGAAAAUCUUUGGAUGAAAUCCCACAUAGCCCUCCUCCACUUCCUGCUGAAAAGCCUAUUGGCAACACCUUUGACAUCGCAGUGGGCAAACCCAACAGUGGUGACCUAGUAAAAAACAUGGAUUUGAAUAAUUCGGAACGGGCUGGAGCAUCUCAACUAGAACCUGCAUUACCCCCAAGGCCUGUGGAUGGAAAAAUUAUACCAGCUCGACCUCCCCCACCUAAAGGUGUUCCCGGAAGGCCACCUCCACCAAAACUCUCUGCAACCAAGACCUCCUCUCAGAAGGAUGCUCUUUCCCGAUCCACUUCUUACGUUGCUUAUGAUAAAAAGCCAAGCAAGCUCAGAUUGGGACCCAAGAGAACAAAAAGCCAAGUCAUAAAAAAACAAGAUCCAGCUUUACCUCCUAGACCUAGGCCAGGUCAUCCCCUCUACAAUAAAUACGUGCUGUCUGUGCCUCAUGGAGUUGCCAAGGAAAAUUGCCUUCCCAGAAACCGUGGAGAACUGUCUCGUAAGGAUUCAAACAGCUCUCCAAAAGUUUCUGACACAAGUGUUCCCCAUGCUGUAGCACUGCAUGAUUUUUCUGCAGAGCAUGCUGGUGACUUGGACCUUCGUUCUGGAGAUACUGUUUAUCUUUUGGAGAGAGUUGAUGCCAAGUGGUACAGAGGAAAAUGUGGGAAUCGCACAGGGAUAUUUCCUGCCAGCUUUGUUCAAGUGAUUGUUGAUAUUCCAGAAGAUGGCAAAAGGAAAAAAAUAUCCUGCUCCUCACAAUCCAUUAAAGGCCCAAGAUGUGUAGCACGAUUUGAAUACAUUGGAGAUGAGCGAGACGAACUCAGUUUUUCAGAAGGUGAAACAAUUAUCCUUAAAGAAUAUAUAAAUGAAGAGUGGGCCAAAGGAGAGCUCAGAGGCACGUCUGGAAUUUUUCCCUUGAACUUUGUGGAAGUAAUUGAAGAUCUGCCUGAAAAAGGUACAGGAGGAGCACUGAAGAAAAAGGCCCUUCUUCAGAACAACCGAUGCUCAGUAGAGUGGUGUGAAGCACUUCAUGAUUUUACAGCAGAAACCAAAGAUGACUUAUCCUUUAGAAAGGGAGAUUACAUCCAAAUACUGGAACAAGUAGAUUCUGAGUGGUAUAGAGGAAGACUGAAUGAAAAGGAAGGGAUUUUCCCAGCAGUUUUUGUUCAGACCUGCUCAGCCAGGGUAGAGACAUCACAGUCUCUAGGAGGGAAGAAAAAAAAAGCCCAAGCUCUCUAUGAUUUUCAUGGUGAAAAUGAAGAUGAGCUUUCCUUUAAAGCAGGAGAUUUUAUAACAGAGCUGGAAUCUGUAGACGAGGAUUGGAUGAGUGGAGAGAUACAAGGAAGAUCUGGGAUAUUUCCCAAAAACUUCGUUCAAAUUUUAAAAACACCAUGAAGUGUUGCCUGUCCUUGUACUCCCUGUGUCUGGGAGAGAAUGUUUUCACAAAGACAUCAAGGUAUUCUGACUAUCUAUGUUUUGCACUACUUAUUCUGGACAGUCAUAUGAGUAUCUUAAAGUCAAAAAAGAUUUUAGUCCUUUGUGACCACGUACUUAGUCAUGCUUCAGAAAAGCUCUGAGAGCAAAUACAUGGGCAAUUUUUAGUGGUCUCCAACUAGGGAAAUACUGUGGUGCAACACGAUUUUAACUUAAAUAGUAUUCUGUUAUGUUUACUAUCUGGUAUUACAUUUAUCAUGCACACCCUCUACAUAAAGUAAGCUUCUUUGAGCUUUUUAAGAACUGUUCAAAGUGAUGUUUUUAAUAUAUAAUUCCAGCAGUCGGUAUGUAGAUCAUGUUCAAUAUUCGGAUUUCUUUACUGCUUGACUCCCACGUUAGCAGGAUUCACUUAUGAGUUAGAUAACUUACAGUAGAAAAAUGUCAAAUUAAACUGGUAAGAGGAAAAACUCAAAUCCUUGUGUAGUAUUCUCCUGUUCUUAGCCCAAACAGAUCAAAAAGGGAAAUCAGAAAAUAUUUAAGUAUUUUUCCUCUUAACUAAUAGCACUUAAACUGGUUUGAACCAUGUUAAAUGUUUCUGCCCACCUCAAAUAUCUGCACCAGAUAGAGCCUUAGUUUUCCUACUAUUCCCUCUUUGUCAAGCACCACCCUACCCUUUCCCAGCAGGAGUUGUGAUGGACAGCAUUUACUCCAUUUUCUCAGUUCUCUUCCCAGCACAGCUAUACUAUUUCAACAAUUUGCUCCUCCACCCCCUUUUAUUUCAGUGGAAAGCCUGUCUGCAUUCAGUUUACAUUUCAUCUACUGCUCAAGCACUGGAACAUACUUCAGCAACACUAUUCCUAUCUGUAACUUGAAGGAUAUUAUGCAGCCUUGGUUUUGGCUUUCAGCAGGCACAGGGUUAGCUUUCAAGUUGUUAGCACGUACCAGCUAUACCAAGCAUCAUUAUAAAUGGUCUGUCACAGCUUUAAGGAUAAAAUGUCUUGCAAGACGUUGCUUCAAAGAAGCUCAAACAAAAUCAUUUAGUAAAGCAGGAGUGUGACUUGAGCAACAGCAACUGACCUUGACGGAGGUAGCUGGACCUUCUGACAGUAAAUGCCAUUUUGUGACACUUUCUGACAGAGUUGUUAAAUAAGUCUUGAUUAGCAGAUAACUUCAGACUGGAGGAGUAAAAAACUUCAUUGCAGUGCUGACAAUGUUCUAUUACUUUUGUACCCUAUAGGAAAAAGAAACAUCAAGUUGUUAUUAUGAGUCAUUACUUCAGAAGCAUAGAUAUGACAAUAUAAUACAAGGCCUUUCUCCCUUAAAGCUCUGGUUGUCAGAACGCUAGCAGCUGAGACAUUGAUGGAGAGUGUGGAAACUAGAACAAUCAUGACUCACCUUGAGAUGGUUCAGCUUAGUUUUGUGUUGGCUUACAGUUAUGUUGAUAGGAGGUCCAAACGUGGCAACAAGUACCUACUGGUGCAAAAAGCUUUUCCCUCCCUCCCCUUCAGCAAACAGGCAAUACAAGCUUCCAGUCAGAACUAAACUGAAGGGCUUCUUCCAGCAGCGAGCAGAUCUUGGAGAUUAGCAACACACUGGAGCUCAUCUGAACCGUCCUCAGCACUGCUUUGCUCUGCAGAAUUUAUCGUUACACCACAGUAGUUGUGAAACUGACAGAUAAUAGCAUGCUUUUUUCUCUAGAAGCUUCACUUUCUUCUAGAAGUGCUAUACGCUUAUGUGUCACCAUCGCGCGCCUCGAGGAUGAAGAUCACACAAAGCUUUAAUGAGCUACAAACUGGAUUUUUAAUUGCAUUAGAGGGAUUAACAUGAUAAAAACCAUUACAGCAUAUGUGCUAUCCUAGAAAGAUAGAAACAUCACAUUCUGUACAGCUGUUAUUGAGUUUUAACAUCCCAACAAGCCUGUCCUGAACUCCUGUGGAAUUCAACUUAAAUUGAAGUCCACCUCCGAGGCAACUCUCUCCAACCUCUGCUACUUGGAGCUGCCCAUGGCUCUUUAUACAGAUAAGCCAGCCCUUGCUUUCUGUAGGACUUAGGCAAAACAAAUGAGAGAUUCCUCCAAUGCAAUGAAUACCUAAGAGAGAUUUCUAACUUUUUGACUUAAACUGUGGGCCACCCUCUUGAAACUCGCUUCUUCCAUUAUGAUCUCUACCAAGACAAAUUCUCAAUUUCUUAUAAGCAGAACAUGAGAAGAACAAAAAAAACCACUCCACCAAACACAUUACCAGGCCUUCAUAAAAUAUACAAUCACUGUGGUGGGAGGAGGAGGCUUAAGUGUAUAAUUUUUACUUAUUGUUUGCCUGGCAGUUUUUUAAGAUUUUGAUACAAGUCUCCAAGUAGAACUGAAUUUUUAUAAUUUUUUUUUCAAUUUCCUCUCCCACAUUUUUAUAGCUGUAAUAUUGACCAGUUGCUUUUCUAUCUUCUACUGAAUGUUUUAAGUCAGUGCCUGUUAGUAGGUAAGUUCACUCCUCUUACAUUAUUCAUCUCCUCCCAAUCUUGCUGGGAAGGAAAAGCAGCAGAGCCUUAAAAGUCUGGGCAAGGAGUGCCACCUACACGCUGUUUAUGUUACUGCAGACAGCUAACCUAUUAAAAGUUGUAGUUAGUGGCUUGCCUUACACAGAAGUGACUGUUAAAGACUUCAUGCCUACUAUCACCAUGAAACUGCAUACAGAUGAUAGAAUUAAGGUGUACAGUACACUGCAGAAAAGGAAGAAUGAAGUUGAACACCCUUCCUAACUGCAGUAUAGUAGCAAGUUUCAGCUGUAACCCCAAAAUUCAACCAGAGCCCCAAACAUCAAGUGUAAUAAGAAAAGCUUUGAUAAGCAAAGCUUCUAUUGUUUGCCCCACCUCUGGAACUAUCUUCAGGAAGAGGACUUUGUUCUAUGUGCAGAUAACAGUGUCAUAAAUAAGUCUUUGUUAAGUCUAGUACAUUUGUUAUGGUACCUCUGUAAAUUAAAAAUGUAUUUAACCAAUAAAUUUUUAUAAUUA
Lagopus leucura (white-tailed ptarmigan) is the source of this 6402-nucleotide messenger RNA. RefSeq names its product SH3 domain containing 19 (gene SH3D19). Bases 1 to 3360 code for a protein of 1119 amino acids. Gene Ontology annotation, molecular function: protein binding. Lineage: Eukaryota; Metazoa; Chordata; Aves; Galliformes; Phasianidae. The transcript is spliced from 20 exons. The record is from RefSeq and is a predicted model, not a curated record.